CACAUAUAUAUGGAGAGAGCCUUCUCUCCCUUUGACUCAUAAAGCAUCUUUCGUUUCACUAUAUAAUUUGGCUUUGUUCCGCUCGCUCUCGCUUUCCGUACAGCAACACAGAAGAGAUAGUUCUGGGAGAUAAAACAGGGGAGUGGAGCCAUGACGACGAAUUCUACACUAGAGGAGAAAUCUGCGCAGGAGGUGGUGAGGUUUGGGAAGGAGAUGAGGGGGCAGUUUUUGUUUGCGGAGGGGUGGAGGAAUUUGAAUCACGGCUCCUUCGGCACCUACCCCAAAACCGUCCGCACCGCCUUGCACCACUACCAAUCCCUCGCCGAAGCCCGCCCCGACUCCUUCAUCCGCUACGACUACCCCAACCUCCUCGACGCCUCCCGCGCCGCCAUCGCCGCCCUCGUCCACGCCGCCGUCGAAGAAUGCGUCUUCGUCCCCAACGCCACCACGGGCGUCAACACGGUCCUCCGGAACCUCAUCUUCGAGCCGGGAGACUACAUCCUGUACACGUCGACCAUCUACGGUGCGUGCCACAAGACCAUCGAGUACAUUACCGAGACGACCCCCGCCGAAGCCGUAUGUGUGGAGUUUACAUUGCCGGUGGAGGAGGAGUGGUUCGUUGAGGCUUUUAGGGAGAAGAUUCAGGAGGUGGAGAAGAGAGGGGGGAGAGUGAAGGUGGCUAUCUUCGAUACCAUUGUUAGUAUGCCGGGGGUGAGGCUGCCGUUUGAGAAGUUGGCCCGGUUGUGCAGGGAGAUGGGCGUGUUGAGUCUGGUGGAUGGCGCUCAUGCUGUGGGGCAUACCCAGCUGGAUUUGGCGGAGUUGGAUGCGGAUUUCUUUGUUAGUAAUUGUCAUAAAUGGCUCCACGUCCCCCGCGGCUGCGCCCUCUUCCACGUCCCCACCCGCAACCACCACCUCCUCCGCUCCACCCUCCCCACCUCCCACGGCUUCAUCCCCAAGCCUCGUCGCGGCGUCACCAUCACCAACCCUUUACCCAGCGUCGGCACCAAAUCGGCUUACAUCACGAACUUCGAAUUCGUCGGCACCAUCGACAACAGCCCGUACUUGUGCGUCCCCGAUGCAAUCAAGUGGCGCGCUAGCAUUGGAGGAGAGGAAAAAAUCAUGAAGUACUGCCAGGACUUAGCCCGAAAGGCGGCGCACCGCGCGGCGGAGAUUCUCGGGACAGAGGUACUCGAUAAUUCCACUGGUUCGUUGACAAGGGGAUGCGCGCUGAGUAAUACGCGGCUUCCGCUCGAGUAUGCGGAGAUUGAAGCCGUGGGCGUGAAGGCCGGGGUGGCGAAGGAGGAUGUCGGGGUCCAGGUGAGGAAUUGGUUGAGCAGGGCCGUAAUUGAUGAGUAUGAUACGUUCAUGGCGUUGAUGUUUUAUGGCGGGGCGUGGUGGGUCAGGUGGAGCGGGCAGGUGUAUCUUGAGUUGGAGGAUUUUGAGUGGGGGGCUGAGAGGUUGAAGGAGUUGUGUGCGAGGGUGAGGGAGGGGGAGUUUGCGGUGGCGAAGAGUGCGUAGAUAUUCCGACGCUGGGGCUUCGGGAAGCAUGAUAGUUAGAUGAGUGUUGUUGUUGUUCCUUUGAGUCGAACGCGUACCUCGGAAAUAUCUCGUUUGAUCGGAAGAGUUAACGCUGUAUAUGGCAGAGUCCGUCUAUCUCUUGAGCCAACCAGCAAUCCGCCUCCCCUCCUUCUUCCUCGCCUUCUCCUCUUCCUCCCUCCUCAACCUAUCCUUUUCCAGGAGCCUAUACACCAUAUCUUGAUCCCUCUUCUCCAACUCACUUCUCGUCAUC
This is a messenger RNA of Westerdykella ornata, 1789 nucleotides long. Its product is annotated as PLP-dependent transferase. Lineage: Eukaryota; Fungi; Ascomycota; Dothideomycetes; Pleosporales; Sporormiaceae. The record is from RefSeq and is a predicted model, not a curated record. The coding region runs from base 151 to 1518 and encodes 455 amino acids. The transcript is spliced from 3 exons.